Messenger RNA from Salvelinus fontinalis (brook trout), 5582 nucleotides. It is a transcript of the gene ss18, whose product is annotated as SS18 subunit of BAF chromatin remodeling complex. The record is from RefSeq and is a predicted model, not a curated record. NCBI's taxonomy places the organism in Eukaryota, Metazoa, Chordata, Actinopteri, Salmoniformes, Salmonidae. The coding region runs from base 115 to 1455 and encodes 446 amino acids. Gene Ontology annotation, molecular function: transcription coactivator activity. Gene Ontology annotation, biological process: positive regulation of transcription by RNA polymerase II. The transcript is spliced from 15 exons. Gene Ontology annotation, cellular component: nucleus.
UUGUGCUGCUGGCAGAAUUCUAGUUCAUAUUCUAAACUGCCUGGUUUGAGUUCUACAUAUUUUUUAGCUGUUUAGUUCUAUGUUUUAGUUUAUUUCGCUUAAUAGCAAAUCACCAUGUCGGUGGCGUUUGCACCUCAUAGACAACGUGGAAAGGGUGAUAUAACACCCACUGGAAUUCAAAAGUUACUGGAUGAAAACAAUCAGCUGAUUCAAUGUAUAAUGGACUUCCAGAGCAAAGGAAAGACAGCAGAAUGUUCACAGUACCAGCAGAUGCUCCACAGAAAUUUAGUUUACCUGGCCACAAUAGCAGACUCCAAUCAGAACAUGCAGUCUCUGCUCCCUGCUAAGUGUGACUCCCCUACUCCCCCAGAGGUAAAGCUUGAACCUCCUACUCAGAACAUGCCCAUGGGCCCUGGUGGGAUGAACCAGAGCGGAGCGCCGGGCCCCCAGCCCCCCCACGGACACAACAUGCCCUCUGAGGGCAUGGUCAGUGGCGGACCCCCAGCCCCACACAUGCAGAGCCAGAUGAACGGACAGAUGCCUGGGCCUAAUCACAUGCCUAUGCAGGGCCCUGGGCCGGGUCCCAACCAGCCCCCCAACAUGCCUGGCAGCGGCUCCAUGAACAUGCCCCCCAGCAGCCAUGGCUCUAUGGGCGGCUACAACCACGCUGUGCCCUCCUCUCAGAGCAUGCCUGCCCAGGGCCAGAUGAACAUGACCCAAGGACCCAUGGGUAACUACGGCCCCCGGCCCAACAUGAACAUGCAGCCUAACCAAGGCCCCAUGAUGCACCAGCAGCCUCCCUCCCAGCAGUACAACAUACCCCCUGGAGGUGGCGGGCAGCACUACCAGGGCCAGCAGAACCCCAUGGGCAUGAUGGGCCAGGGGAACCAUGUGAUGGGGCAGAGGCCCAUGCCCCCUUACAGACCCCCACAGCAAGGACCCCCUCAGCAGUACCCAGGGCAGGAAGACUACUAUGGGGACCAGUACAGUCACGCAGGACAGGGAGCCUCAGAAGGUGGUUUACUACAGCCACCGUUCCCUGAUCAAGGCUUUGAUCCCUCAGAACAAUACUACCAAGGAGAGCGAGACCCAGCAGCCAACCAACAGUCCCCCUAUGAAAAAGAUAAUGAGCGAGACCCAGCAGCCAACCAACAGUCCCCCUAUGAAAAAGAUCAUGGUAAUGCCCAGUAUGGCCAGCAGCAGGAGGCCUACCAGCAAGGUCCUCCCCAGCAGCAGGGCUACCCCCCACAGCAGCAGUACCCCGGACAGCAGGGAUACCCUGGACCGCAACAGGGCUACGGUCCGUCCCAGGGAGCCCCAGGCCAGUACCCCCAGGGUUACCCCCAGGGUCAGGGGCAGCAGUACGGGGCCUACCGGGGCCCCCAGCCCGGCCCCCCUCAGGCCCAGCAGCAACGCCCAUACCCAGGCUACGAUCAGGGACACAUGAGGAAAUAAAGACCCAGGGAUUUGAACCCCUGACUAGUUCUGUAAGAAGCAAAGGGUCAAUAUGGAAAUUACCAGCAAUGAGAGAUGGUCAUGGCAGUCACUCAGUCAGUCACCAAGAGCCCUGCUCUGACCUCUAACCUCUGACCUCUGUACAACUGUUAUCUGGACUUUUAUAACGGCUGCAGCUCACAGAGACGCCCACACACACACACACACACACUUUGCCCUCUGUAUCCCCUAUGUCUGGGCCUUAUGUAAUGAGAUGAUUGUGUUCACUUCCAUUUCUCCCAUUCUGGUCUGAGUUAAGUCUCAAAGCAGCAAUGCCUUAAAACCAAACAGAGCUGCCUUAUCCAGAGCACUGCAGAUUGCGAAAAGGGCAAGAAAUUACACGUAAAAUUCAUUUUGUCUAUAUCACAGAGGACAGAAGUAUACAGAACUGAACUUCACACUCUUGUAUGGCAAUGUUUCUCCAUCUAAUAGCCCCCUUUUCAUAAGAAGCAAUAAUGCCAAUGGGAAGUGAAGGGGUGGGACGAGGAUGGAGUGAGGAGAUUUUACACCAGAAGCAAAAUUCUGUAAGGCUAUGUUAUAUGUCAAGGUCAACAUAUGUGAUGAUGAUGUGAACAUGUAUUUUAUGAUUUUUAGAUGGAGCUAAUUUUGUAUAAGAAUUUGGAGUACUGUUGAAUAUUGUUUCUUUUUUCCUCCUGAAGUAUUAUGUCUCUUGAUGUAAAUUGUGAUUAACAUUGUUUUCAUCUGCUAUUUUGCUUGUUCUUCUGUUAUUUGUACCCCCUGAUUUCCCUUUGCUUCUUCAAUGACUUGUACAUUGAAUAUGUGCUUGGGGUGAACAAAUUGAAUGCUUUGGUUUUAUGAAUGGAUUGUACAUAGAAAGCCCUCAAACAAACUGAGAACACCUAUCUGUGUUGGAGCAUCAGUGGUGAAACAUUAUUUCUUUGGGCAACAGAACAUGACCUGUGAGUGGGGCUGUAUUCUGACUUUGAGAUCUACAGUAUGUGUGUAACUAGGGUUGCAAAGCUACCGGUAAUUUACCAAAGUUACUGGAAUAUUGUGUAAUUUUAGUAAUUAAGAGAAUCUAUUGUAACUUUGGUAAUCUAGUAAUCUAUACUUGAAUAACUUUUAAAAACUGAAUUCGUAUAUAGUGUUCAUUUAUUAUAUAUGACCAUAUUGUCCAUGAGUUUUAUAUUAGAUAGUAGUGCGGCAGGUAGCGCGUUGGGCUAGUAACCGAAAGGUUGCUGGUUUGAAUACCUGAGACAAGGUGGAAAAUCUGCUGACUUGCCCUUGAGCAAGGCACUUAACCCUAAUUUCCAUGUCAAACACCACAUUUCUCUGGACUUAUCUAGUGUAUGUGACAUUUUUUUAUUUUACCAUAUUUUUCAAGAGAAAAUAACCUAAUUAAUGGCAAAAAGCAUCUAAUCAACAAUUACAUUAUUUUUUUCACUAAUCUAAUGAUUUACUUUUUUCACAACUGCCACCAGUUUGAUGCCCAAACAUUAAUAAAACAUAUUGACAUAAAAUAAAUAAAUGUUCGUAUAAAGGAAUUUUACGCUGAAACCCUCAUAUUAAACACCAAUGAAUGGUAUUCAUUUAGUUUAUUUAUAUUUAGGAUUGUUGAACAGCUUUGUCAUAUUUUUUUUACCUCUCCGGUAUCGGUGUCCCUAGACCGGGACGGUUGUUGCUAACGUAUGCUAAUGUGACUAGAAUGAUGUAAGUAACACCCAACUUUCCAGGACAUAGACAUGUCUUAUAUGGGCAGAAAGCUUAAAUUCUUGUUAAUUUAACUGCGGUCCAAUUUACAGUAGCUAUUACAAUGAAAAAAAUACCAUGCUAUUAUUUGGAGAGUGCACAACAACAAAACACUUAUCAUGGCAACUGGUUUGAUACAUUCACCUCUGAAGGUAAAUCAUGUACUUACAUUUAGUAAUCUUGCUCUGAUUUGGCAUCCUGAGUGUCCCAGAGAUAAAAUGUUGCAUAGUUUUGAUUUAUAAAAUACAUUUUUAUAUUCAAAUAUCGGAACUGGGUUUUGUCUCCGGCCCUGCCCGGCCAUCUAGAUGUGUGAAGGUUAGUGUUUUUUUUCUGUAGGGAAGCUAAUUAUCAAUCAUGUAUGACAUUCCUGAAUGUGUGUAAACUUUCAUUUUUUAUUACCAUAGCAUUUUUGUAUGUUCUCUAUAGUUAUGUACUUGAAAAUGUAUCAAUUGACCAAUUCGGCACAUUUGGGCAAACUCCUGGCAGACUUGAUACAAAAUAUAGUGUACUAAUAUAAUGCUUCACUGGAUCAGUCUGAAACUUUGCGCACACACUGCUGCCAACUGGUGGCCAAAAUCUAAAUUACACCUAAACUCCUAUCUGAUUGUAUGGCCUUUCUCUUGCAUUUCAAAGACAAUGGAACAAUUAUUAUUUUCUGAAAAUGCAUUUUUUUGUUUGUUAUCUUUUACCAGAUCUAAUGUGUUAUUCUUCUACAUUAAUUUCACAUUUCCACAAACUUCAAAGUGUUUCCUUUCAACUGGUAUCAAUAAUAUGCAUAUCCUUGCUUCAGGUCCUGAGCUACAGGCUGUUAGAUUUGGGUAUGUCAUUUUAGGUGGACAUUUAUAAAAAAUAAAAAAAAUGGUCCGAUCCUCAUCUGAUUAAAAUAUUUCAGAUAUUUUACAUGUUGUUACCCACACAGAGGGCCAGAGAUUAUUAGACACUUGUCAUAAUCUGAAUUACACAAAUGGGCCACUAGAUGUUUUCUGACAGAUUUGUAAAAAAAAAAAAUCCUUGGAAGAUAAAAACAAUUCUGGUAGUUUACAGGUCAACUUAGAAUGUUUCAAGUAAUACACCCUCCCUUUGCAAACCUAAACAAAGCACAAAGCAUUCAUAAAGUGUCUCAGAUUAGGACAGCUGAAUUGGGAUCAGUUUUGCCUUUUAGAUAAUAUGUAAGAAUAAAUAGAUAGAUCCUAGAUCAGCACUCCUAGUCUGAGACUGUUUAUUAAUAGGGCCCCUGAAUGCUUCCAGUACCCCCUGCUUCUCCUAAAAGUUGAAUUUAGAAGCAUGUAUUUUAUGGCCUUGGCGCUUCAGUGUACUCUGUUAUAUGUAGCUGGAUAAGAGGUGAAUUCAGUUGGGGGAUAUUCCCAAAAUAUGUCUAAUGUGCAUCGGACGCAGCUCUCUGGAGAAUAGUGUCUGCUCGAUACAUUACGUUUUUAUCUGCAACUUUCUGAACAUUUUGCCCGUGCUGAAUAUUCCCAUAAAGUGUCUGAGGGAGUGCAUUGACUACAGACUGCUCGUUCAGACUUUCGUACAUUCAGUAUGUUCAGCCCCACAUAAGCUUGUUUCAGACAGAAUGAGUCUUCUUUACAAUGUUGGAAGACAUUUCUCCCCUGAAUAAACUUUUACGUUUUUGUCAUUUAAGAAAAUGUAAUGUUGUAUGUUAACCACCAACAAAAUAAUAUGAGUUAUGGAGUAUAAUGUAAGUAACCACCAACAGAAUAAUAUGAGUUAUGGAGUAUAACGUAAGUAACCACCAACAGAAUAAUAUGAGUUAUGGAGUAUAACGUAAGUAACCACCAACAGAAUAAUAUGAGUUAUGGAGUAUAACGUAAGUAACCACCAACAGAAUAAUAUGAGUUAUGGAGUAUAACGUAAGUAACCACCAACAGAAUAAUAUGAGUUAUGGAGUAUAACGUAAGUAACCACCAACAGAAUAAUAUGAGUUAUGGAGUAUAACGUAAGUAACCACCAACAGAAUAAUAUGAGUUAUGUGGAGUAUAACAUAAGUGUUACGUUAUACUCUAAACUGAGUGUCUUGUUGUAAUGAUUUGAGAUACAUUUCCUAUGAUGUCAUGCAACAUUUCACUCUUAGACAGACUGUGGUUGUGUUAUUUUAUGAAACCUUGGGCUUGAUAUACAUUUGUACAAUAUGCAUACAUCAUGCACAUAUUAUAGAGAAGAUAGAAGUAUGGUGAUUGGUUUCCAGUCAGCCUCAAAGAUACUAACCUUGGUAUGCUUUAGUACAUACCUUGUAAUUAAUGUUUUGUUUUUCAUUUACCCUGUAGCCAACAUGAUGUUACUGUAAGUGUCAUUGUGAUGUGAAACUGUACAGUAUGUCACCGAAAAACUGCAACAAUAAAUUGCUUGAAUUUUUUUAA